Messenger RNA from Zingiber officinale, 1947 nucleotides. Its product is annotated as beta-glucosidase 31-like. Gene Ontology annotation, biological process: carbohydrate metabolic process. The record is from RefSeq and is a predicted model, not a curated record. NCBI's taxonomy places the organism in Eukaryota, Viridiplantae, Streptophyta, Magnoliopsida, Zingiberales, Zingiberaceae. Gene Ontology annotation, molecular function: beta-glucosidase activity.
GGUGCAAUGGCUCUGUGGCAGGUGGCGGCAAGUAGAGCAACGUCCAGAGAGCACAGAGGUCCUCCUUGAUAUUCCCUGGUAUGACGGUGGUGUUUAAAGCAGGGAAAGAUUAAGCGUUUUCUUUCGUUGCUAGAGAAAAGAGAGAUGGAGAGGAGGUGCAUAAGGCGGUGUGCUCCGGCGUUGCUUCGGGUGCUAUUAAUAGUACUAGUAGCACUAGCAGCUCCGGCGAGCGGCAUCAGCAGAGACGACUUCCCCUCUGGCUUUAUUUUCGGCGCCGGCAGCUCCGCGUACCAGGUGGAAGGGGCAGCUGCAGAGGGAGGAAGAACACCCUGCAUCUGGGACACAUUUGCACACGAAGGGAGAACCGAGGACAAAAGAACAGGAGACGUAGCAGCUGAUCAGUAUCACAAGUACAAGGAAGAUGUGAAGUUGAUGCAUGACAUGGGCCUGGAUGCCUACAGAUUCUCUAUCUCCUGGAGCAGAGUCAUUCCUUAUGGUAGAGGGCCAACUAAUCGAGAAGGGGUGCAAUACUAUAAUAAUUUGAUCAACGAGCUCAAGAAAUAUGGAAUUGAACCUCAUGUCACUCUUCUUCACUUUGACCUCCCCCAAUCUUUGGAAGAUGAAUAUUCAGGACUCUUGAGCCCAAAGAUUGUAGAGGACUUCACUGCUUAUGCUGAUAUGUGCUUUAGAGAGUUUGGGGAUAGAGUAAAAUACUGGAUAACUGUCAAUGAGCCCAACAUCGAACCCAUCCUUGGCCAUGAUCUGGGAAUAUUUCCACCAAAUCACUGCUCUUCCUCCUUGGCCUCUUCCCUUGGCCUCAAUUGCAGCAAAGGGAAUUCAUCUGUUGAGCCAUAUGUAGCUGGUCAUAACCUUUUGCUUUCCCAUGCAUCAGUUGUCUCCCUGUACAGAAAGAAAUAUCAGCCAAAUCAAGGGGGCUAUAUUGGAAUUACCUUACUAGGUAUCUGGUUUGAGCCAGCCACAAAAUUACCAGAUGAUAUAGCAGCAGCUAACAGAGCAUUGGAUUUCCUAGUAGGCUGGUUUGUAAAUCCAAUAGUGUAUGGAAGGUACCCUUCUGUGAUGCAAAAGCUUGUUGGAUCCCGCUUACCAUCCUUCAAAUCAGAAGAGUCAGCCAUGCUGAGAGGAUCUUUUGAUUUCAUUGGACUUAAUCAUUAUUCAGUGGCUUUUCUGCGAGCAGCAACUGAUAACCCAGAUGAUGAUUUCCGAGAUUGGUACACCGACAUGUCAGUCAGUUUCGCAUUUCCCCAAACAAAAGUUACAAAGGUGCCCAAAACUGCACUAAGUCUUAUUGAUAUAUCCUCCUGGAAAACUACAUAAUCUAACAGGAAGUGGAACUUCCAUCAGGUUUUUGUUUCAGAAGAUCCUCCUGUAAUACCUUCCACACCGUGGGCUAUGCAAAGACUGCUCGACUACAUCAGAAACAAAUAUGGAAAUCCACCAGUCUUUAUCCAUGAAAAUGGAUAUCCAGAGUAUAACAUAGAUCCAGCAACUUGUGGCCAUGAGUUCUAUGAUGAGCAGAGAGCAAACUACAUUAAAGAUUACAUAGAAAGCAUGCUUCUACCAAUAAGGAAUGGUUCCGAUGUCAAGGGUUACUUUGUUUGGUCCUUCAUGGAUAACUUUGAGCUUGUCACUGGCUACAGAAGUCGCUAUGGUCUCAUUGGAGUUGACUAUUGUGUAGAAAACAGAACAAGGUAUCGAAGAUACUCUGCAGAUUGGUAUUCACAAUUUCUUAAACCUAACGGAUAUACGAGAAGAUACGGAGAUGUUAAUGUUGAGUAGAAAUAUCUUACAUUUAAACUUAAGCAGUUGAAUGUAGAAUGUCUAAAACUUUCAGCCAUGUACUGAUGGUACCAUUAGGCAUGCUUCUGUAAGAUCCAAACGUGAAUAUAUCUUCGUUGAUCUAUUUGAAUAAUAAUUUUCGACUGUGUA